AUGGAGACUGGAAGAUUGCCAUUAAAAGAUUUAUCAAAUUUUCAGGUCAAUAAAUUGAGUAUUCUGAAUACAAGAAAUAACAUUCACUUGUUGAAGAACUCAAAGCAUGUGCAUACUACGUUACCAUCGAUAAAAUCGUUGAUAUCACCAACACCAGUAGAUCCUUAUACAAAGCAAUUGACUCCAACUACACCUUCUGUAUUUUUAAAUAAUAUUCAGCAAGCAGAUGAUAAGAAUGUGGUUAGUGGUGGCUCAUUCACGGCGUUCAAAAGAGCAAGUGAAGGUCAAUUGUCAAAAAAAUUACAAAUAAGAUUACAAUUUGCAUAUUACAAGUAUAUUACCAACCAAAUAGAUUCAAAGUUUAAAGAUAUUAAAAAAAAACACAAGAAUAGUGUUGGUGGUAUUCGUUAUUCUCAGUACAAAUCAAAAGAACAGAAAAGAACUGUUAAAAGGAGAAAAUUAUUGGUUUCUAAUGGUUCUUAUAAGAACCCUGCGAAAUUUACUCCGACAAAUGACAGAUCUUUCCCACCAAUAAAUAAUAAUCCAAUUGCAUUUCAAAAGUUUCAUUCAUCGAUAGGUUCCCCCGUAAGACUAUCAACAGCUUCUGUUAUUAAUGAUAGCUGCACUGAUAAAUCGAGUGAAGCUCAUAGUCAUAGUAUAAAUAAUGCAUUUAAUGAAACUACCCUUCUAACAACUCCUUCAUCAAAAUCAUAUAAGGAGAAAGAGGUACUUAUCAAUAAUAAAAUCCAGACAACACCAAUGAGUGUAAAAGCUGCAAAAUCAUUGAUUUCUUUAUUCACUAGUAAUAGACAGUAA
This is a messenger RNA of Vanderwaltozyma polyspora DSM 70294, 816 nucleotides long. RefSeq names its product Nrm1p (gene NRM1). Bases 1 to 816 code for a protein of 271 amino acids. The transcript has a single exon. Lineage: Eukaryota; Fungi; Ascomycota; Saccharomycetes; Saccharomycetales; Saccharomycetaceae. The record is from RefSeq and is a predicted model, not a curated record.